CMACCGCUCACUCCUACCCCCUUGUGUUGGUGAAUCCUCAACUWAGUUUUAUAUUUUACCUUUUUUCCGAUCCAAAGUSGCGUCUAGUCUCAAAAUAUAUAACAAUGCCCCAUCAACGCUUUCCGAAGAUCAAGAUUCUUCAUAUGGCUCCGCAUGAAAUGCGAUUUAUAUUGAGCGAAACAGACACGUCGGUAGCCAAUACUUUACGGCGGAUCAUGAUUGGGGAAGUACCGACUUUAGCAAUCGAUCUUGUAGAAUUUCAUGAGAACUCAUCAGUGCUGAAUGACGAAUACAUAGCUCAUCGUCUCGGUCUCAUUCCAAUUCGGUAUCAACCAGUUGAUUCCAUGAAAGGCCAAGACUGCAACGGGGCUUUUUUACCGCAUCGAGAGUGCGUAUGUUACGAGCGAUGUCCUCGUUGUUCUGUUGAAUUCGAACUCGAUGUCGCAUUCGAUGAAGCUAACACAUUUCGAUCAGAGGAAGAGCUUAUGGCUCCUUUGACAAUAACAUCCAAAGAUUUGAAGUCGAACAACGAGAACGUAAUACCGGCUCACUUUUUGAGUCAAGACGAACAAGACGAGUCACAAGAUGCUGGUGUAGCAAUCGUUAAAAUAGGACCAGGGCAACGUUUGAAAUUAAAGGCUAUUGCGAGAAUGGGAAUUGCGAAGGAGCACGCCAAGUGGUGUCCUGUUGCGAUCGCAACUUAUCGGUUUUGGCCGAACAUAACCAUCAACGAGGAACAGAUAGCGACGUUGACCAUGGAACAGAAACAGGAGAUGGUCGAUGUUUGCCCUGACAAGAUUUUAGAGAUCGACGAUGUGACCGGUUCCAUCAAGGCCGUAGAUGAUGCUUGGGAUAGAUGCACCUACACAGAGGACUUGCAAGAAUUCCAACAAUCAAUUAAAAAGCGUAAGGAGGACGACGAUUUUGUCACCGUAGAAGCUGCAGAAGACAAAUUUAUAUUUACGGUUGAAUCAACGGGGGUUAUGGAUGCUGACGAAAUUGUUAUCUCCGCGCUAAGGGUACUCAAAGAUAGACUGAACUACUUGGCACAGGAAGUUGAAAACAUCAAGGACAUGUAAAAAUAGAUGAGAUUUUUUAUU
Pseudo-nitzschia multistriata is the source of this 1100-nucleotide messenger RNA. The record is from the annotation of a GenBank genome assembly. Lineage: Eukaryota; Bacillariophyta; Bacillariophyceae; Bacillariales; Bacillariaceae.